Molecule: messenger RNA, 2928 nt
Organism: Caenorhabditis briggsae
Lineage: Eukaryota; Metazoa; Nematoda; Chromadorea; Rhabditida; Rhabditidae
Exons: 15
Coding region: 1-2928 (975 amino acids)
Source: RefSeq, a predicted model, not a curated record
AUGCUUCUGCUGUCAUUCAUCCGUAAUAGCCAGCAAAAAGAAGCAAAUGUUGGGAUACUCUCCCCAUACGGAGAAUGUUUCGAAGGAUUCACACCCACUUUUAUCAGACGUGUUGGUACAAGGCACAUAGAUGGUCCAGCGUUUGUUGCUAAGAUUGACAUGGUUACUUGCUCCUCGCAUUGUCGUGCCAACUUUGAUCCUUCAUCUGAAGAGUCGUUUCCAUGUGAAGGAUUCAACUUCCGUGCCGGUCGAAAUCCAGUUUGUGAGUUCUUCCCAGCAACUGGAAACAAUGAUAAUGUGACAAGCUCCCUGAAAACUGAAGAGGCUCCUACAUUUUACUUUGAGAAAUUGUGCUUGCAAAUAGCAAAACGAUGUGAAGAGUCUGCGUAUAUGUUUGAUGUAAAAAAUGGAUACAGAAUUGAUGAAACUCCGAUUCGUAUAAUAAAUGCUACUGUUGAAACACAGUGUAUGGAAGAAUGUGUUAAGAUUCAAUGCAUGUCGUUUGGAUUUCACCAUGAUGCAAAACGCUGUUCAUUUUACAAUUCCACACGAAGAGAUGCAGUUAUCAUUCGAGAUGUUAAGAUGGACUACUACGAGAACAACUGCGUACACCCCACUGCUCGAUGUCCAAACGGAAGGAUCGAGUUCUUUGCCACUCGGAAAGCUGAUGUUCCUUCGUUUGGAAUUUCAUUGGGAGUCAAAAGCAUCAGAAGCUGUAUGCAAGCAUGUGUGAAUGCUGGUCAAUUUUACUGCAGAAGUGUUCAGGUACAAAAAAUUUUCUACUCAAUAUUCGAUUCUACAUCAAACGAAUGCUUUGUUUCUGACGAGACCUCCGAUGUGGCAGUUCCAUCAACAACUCUUGACAUCUUUGAACCCUUUUGUGUUCUUCGAAGAGACGAAAACACUUGUAAUCGGCCGUAUUCUUUCGAGAAGAUGAUUACAUCAAAGCUUGCCAAUUCCAGUGUUAUCAAAGAAAUUCCAAACCAGUCAACAGAAAAAUGUCUACAAAAAUGCAUUGGCUUGGAGAACUGCAAAUCUGUGAACUACGAUGUUCUCACCCGAUCCUGCAUCUUAUCUUCCACUUCUAAAACAGACAGUGCUACCAUAAGUGAUGAGAACUUUGAUUUUUACGAUAGAUCGUGUCCACAUGUUGCACCAUCCGCUAUUUUAUCAUCGACAUUUAUUCCACAUCAUCCAAGAUUUCAUCCAGAAGCCACGUCAUACAAAAUGCUGGAAAGAGGAUCACAACUUUCCGGAAGCUUCGUAAAUAAAACAGAUGUAGAAAAUGUUCAAGACUGCUGGACACUCUGUCUAAAUGCAAAAGUCCAUUGUGAAAUCAUUUCAUUUUCUUCCGUAUCCAAUCAAUGCUUACUUUCCACUCUCAAGGUAUCUGAUAUCGGCGCUGAUAAGAAAAAGAUCACGAAAGCCUCUGAAUCCUUCGACACAUAUUCUAAAAGCGUUGUUUUUCCAACUACAACACAUACAUCUAUCAUGAAGCCCACCACAUCGACACGGAUUUCGACGUCAACAACGCCGACGACUACAAAAGGGACCACAAAAACUUCAACUGUAUCCAAAACCACAAAAUCUUUCACCAGUAGUGAAUCCCUCGAAGAUCUUAACGAUAUCUUCGAUUUAAACGAAAAUUUUAUGGACACAACGACUGUGAAUAUCCCAACAACAAGAUCCAGAGCCCAUGCAAUCACAAAUACGGAGACAAAAUCCAAGAAUAAAAGCUCCGAAAGCACAUCACUUCUUCCCAUUGAUCCAGAAUUAGUCGGCCUAGAAGACUCUACACCAGUUAAACUUCCAACAUCUUCUGGAAUUGCUCAUGUGGAUGUUUCUAAGCUAUCAGUCGCGGCUAUAUGCCUCCCCCAAGGAAUUAAUAUCACAUUUGACUUAUCUGAAAUGUUUCAGAAGUACACCGGCGUCGUCUACGCAUCUGAAAGAUUCGAUCAGUGUCGUGUAUUCGUAAAAAACUCCACAUCAUUUUCAAUAUUCAUUCCGAGACCUCAACACAAUUCAUGGUGCAAUGCAGUUGAAUUAGUGAGGCUGAAAAUAGAAACUAAUUCCAAUUUUCUGAUUCAGAACAAUGAAAUGUCAACGAUCAUAAUCAUGUCAAAUGACCGAAUUCUUCCUCAUGAUGUUACUACAAAAGAUGAUUUAUUCUAUCAAGUUUCCUGUAAAUACAAUCCAAAUGACGAUGCUAGAGUGAGCAAAGGAAUCGUAGUUGGUGGACCAUCACCAGUUCUCAUCACCAAGAAAAGUCAAAUUCAUGAGAAAAUUUCACUGGAAAUAACUAAAGAUGGCCAAAUGGUAGAUAGCGUUUUUGUCGGGGAAGCAUUAGUGGCCACUGUGCAAUCAAAUGUAUCAGCUGCUUUGCUUCGAAUCGUUGAUUGUACAGCACAUCGUGUUGGCGGGAACGGUCCUCCAGCUUCUGUGAAUUUAAUCGCAGAUGGCUGUGCUCUUCUUCCAGCUAUCAUGUCUCCAAUGAGAUUGACACCUUCUGGAUGGCAAUCGUCUCUUUCAGCAUUCCGAAUCGAUGGGUCAGAACAGAUCGAUGUCGUCUUUAUAAUUUCGAUUUGUGACGAAAAGAAAAAUUGUCCACCGAUGGCAUGUACUUCUCCGAAUAAUCGAGAGAUACGUUCAACUUCCGAAGAAAACUCGAUAAGAGUGGAUCGUCGAUUGCUGGUCAAGGGGGAUAAGAACUAUGCGGGAUCGCAGAAAUUUUUUGCACCAAUUUGCAUCGAAUCUUCGUUCUAUCUCCCAGCAGUCAUCAUCUUCUUCUGUAGCCUGUCCUCGAUUAUGGUUUCAAUUUUCUUGGCAUUCAGAAGGAGGAGGUUGAGGGAUGCUCAAGUGGAAGAGCUCUUAAGCACUUCAAUCCCUCAAGACAUUGGACCGAAGUAUAUCAAGACUAUGUCAAUGUAA